Pomacea canaliculata is the source of this 774-nucleotide messenger RNA. RefSeq names its product meiosis expressed gene 1 protein homolog. The coding region runs from base 156 to 425 and encodes 89 amino acids. The transcript has 3 exons. Gene Ontology annotation, cellular component: nucleus. Lineage: Eukaryota; Metazoa; Mollusca; Gastropoda; Architaenioglossa; Ampullariidae. The record is from RefSeq and is a predicted model, not a curated record.
CAGUUCAUUGGUCACUGCACUGUCAAUAUUGACCAAUGAAAAUGAUUUAUUUUAUAUCUGCCGUGCUUUGCAUCGUCAAGCAACGGAAUAAACUGAAACGAGUUCUUUCCACCAAAAGCUGAGUAAUUUUUCAAGUCCAGUUUGGAGUGACCAUAAUGGCAGAUAUAGCAGUUCGUCAGCCAAAGUCAAUGACCAGACCCAAAAUUUGGAGCGAUGAAGUGGAGGAAGCGUAUCGAUUUCAAAUUGCUGGAUACCGUGAUGAAGUUGAAUACAAGGAGAUCCAGAAGACUGAUCAUGUUGACAGAUGGCCACACAAUGGAUACAUAAAGAAGCUGGUGCGAAGAGAUGGGUACUUCUACUAUUACAACAAGACACGAGAGUGUCCAGACAAGGAGAUCCACAAAACCAAGAUGUACAGCUAUUAGAAAUGGCUGCUGCUGGUGCAGGCAUCAAAAGGGGGAGGAGGAAAGGGGUAGGGAGGGCAAUAUAAACAAGGGUUGAAAUUCCAGUGAAAAAAAGCAAAUGAAGCAAGAAGAGAUUUUUUUUUUCAUCAUCCUUUUUAGCUGUUUGUGGUGUGUGCUAUGUAAACAUAGUUUCGAACACUUUUAUCAUUUUUUACUUAGGUGUGUGUGUGUGUGUCUUUGUGAGCAUAAGCUAAAAAAGAAAAGACCAAAAAAUGUGAAUUUAUAAAACAAGGGAGAUAACUGGACAUUACCCUUUUUGUGCUGGAAGCAGUAUAUGAUAUUUGGCAUUAAAGUUUUCAUUGUUCAGAAA